Molecule: messenger RNA, 2276 nt
Organism: Misgurnus anguillicaudatus (oriental weatherfish)
Lineage: Eukaryota; Metazoa; Chordata; Actinopteri; Cypriniformes; Cobitidae
Source: RefSeq, a predicted model, not a curated record
CUCUCUGUAUUAUAGUAUUGAGAUGUUGAUGAUGAGAGAUGAGAUGGAUGUGAUGUGCUGUAAAUCAGUAGGAACUGAUCUGUCUAUGCUGGAUAUUGAGGAUUUCAUCACAGAAAUCUCUCAGCUGAAGAACGAGGUGGCGUUACUGGAGACAAAGUUGAGGUUAAGAGGAGAUGAAGGACUGAAGAGAGAGGUUUGUACAGUUUAAACAUCAUUUACCUGUUUGACAACAACAGACGCUCAGGACACUACAGUGUGUGACAGUAAACGGGGCUUACAGGAGGAUCAAACCUCCACAGAGUCGAGGAACCUGAUGAUGAAGAUAAAAACAGAACCCACAGCAGAUGAAUAUGAACACAAUCAUAAUGAUGCUCAUGAGUUUAUUCUCUCAGUAGGAACUGAUCUGUCUAUGCUGGAUAUUGAGGAUUUCAUCACAGAAAUCUCUCAGCUGAAGAAAGAGGUGGCGUUACUGGAGACAAAGUUGAGGUUUAGAGGAGAUGAAGGACUGAAGAGAGAGGAUGUGGAUUGUUGUGAAUCUUCAGUGUAUUUGACUGAUGGACGUCUGGAUUCAGUGUGGAUGAGCAGAGAUCAGAGCCGCACACCACAGACACUGCUGGACUCUAAACUCUCUGAAGAGAAAUCCAGACACACACAGAACUCAGAGCUCAGUCUCACUUUACUCGAUUAUACUGAGUCAAAGCCCACAAACACUCAGUACACUACAGUGUGUGACAGUAAACAGAGCUUACAGGAGGAUCAAACCUCCACAGAGUCUCUAGAUUCUGUCUGUAACGCUGGAGAACAGCAACAGAUCCUGCAGACCACAAUGAAGAUGUGUUCAGUUAAACUGGAGGACUGCAAGAACCUGAUGAUGAAGAUAAAAACAGAACCCACAGCAGAUGAAUAUGAAGACGAUCAUAAUGAUGGUCAGGAGUUUAUUAUCUCAGACGUGAAGAGUGAAUCAUGUUGUGAUGGAGAAAUAACGUCCUCAACAUCAGAAGAGCGACUGACAGCACAAAUUCAAGAGAAGAAACUUCAUUCAGAAGAGCAAAAAGAGACGAAGAAGCUGUUUAACUGUGAACAAUGUGGGAAGGAUUUUGAUUUCUUAUUUCAGCUGAAAGGCCACAUGAGGACACACGGUGAUGAAAAACCUUUCUACUGCACUCAAUGUGGCAAAUACUACAGCAGCAAACAAAGUCUUGAUGUUCAUAAGAGAAUUCACAAAGAAGAGAAACUGUAUGAGUGUCCUCACUGUGAGAAGACAUUCAACUACCAAUCCAAUAUGAAGAAUCAUGUGCGUUCACACACCAAUGAGAGACCGUAUCAGUGCAGUCAAUGUGGAAAAACCUUCACACAGUCAUCCUCUUUAAAGCGACAUGAAAAAACACACUCUCAAGAGAAACUCUAUCCAUGUUCAUACUGUGAUAAACUUUUCAGUGAUACAUCUCAUCUGAUAAUCCAUGAGAGAGUUCACACUGGAGAGAAACCUUACGUCUGCUCUCAAUGUGGAAAAAGCUUCUCUGAAUCAUCUCGUUUUAGAGUUCAUCAGAGAAUUCACACAGGAGAGAAACCUUACGUCUGCUCUUACUGUGGUAAUAGGUUCUCUGAACUAUGUAAUUUGAGAGCUCAUCAGAGAGUUCACACUGGAGAGAAACCUCAUCAUUGCAGUGUUUGUGGGAAGAGUUUUAAUCGGCGUGAAGAUUUAGGGACACACCAGAGAUCUCAUACAGGUGAAAAACCUUACAAAUGCUCUCAGUGUGACAAGAAGUUUACCACAUUGAAUUACUUAAAAGUCCACCAGAGACUUCACACAGGAGAGAAACCUUACGUCUGCUCUCACUGUGGAAAAAGCUUCUUUGAUCCAUCUAAUUUCAGAGUUCAUCAGAGAGUUCACACUGGAGCGAAGAAAUUUCAUCACUGCAGUGUUUGUGGGAAGAGUUUUAAUCGGCGUCAAAGUUUAGUGAGACACCAGAGAACUCAUACAGGUGAAAAACCUUACAAAUGCUCUAAGUGUGAAAAGACAUUUACUUGGUUGGGUUCCUUUAAAAACCAUGAGAGACGUCAUUCUUCAGCUUCUCUGAUCAAUCUCAUUUCAUAGUUUAUUAAAGAUUUCACACGGGAGAGAAACUUUACCUGUGCAGUGUUUGUGAGAAGAGUUUUAAAGGAGUCGUAUGACCCUACGAUAAGAUGUUUUCCUUUGUUUUCAGAAUGUUAAAAGAUUUCUGUGCAUAAAGAAGAUCUAUAAAGUUGCAAAGUUAAAGUUUUAAACCCAAAAA